Molecule: messenger RNA, 3513 nt
Organism: Lycium barbarum (goji berry)
Lineage: Eukaryota; Viridiplantae; Streptophyta; Magnoliopsida; Solanales; Solanaceae
Product: probable LRR receptor-like serine/threonine-protein kinase At3g47570
Exons: 3
Coding region: 135-3377 (1080 amino acids)
Biological process (GO): protein phosphorylation
Molecular function (GO): ATP binding; protein kinase activity; protein binding
Source: RefSeq, a predicted model, not a curated record
AAAAAUUGACACUCUUGUCUUAACACUCCAGAGAAUAACACAGUACAUUGAUAUCAUUAAAUAGUUUAUCCGACAUCAUUGCUUCACAUAAUUCAUUCUUGUUUUAGGAAAAGAUAAACCUGCUUUGUAUAGUUAUGGGAAGAAGUUGCAAUAUUCUCUUUGCUCUUUCAGUUUUCAUUCUGCAUCAUGACCAUACUUCACUAGCUAUUGUUCCCAAUAUUAGCACCGAUAAAGCUGCUCUACUUGCCUUGAAAUCUCACAUUUCUUUUGGUCCCAACAACAUCUUAGCAGCCAAUUGGUCUUCUUCCAGCCCAGUUUGCAGCUGGGUUGGAAUCACUUGCAGCUCCCGCCACAAACGAGUGACUGCUUUUAAUAUUUCUAGCAUGCAACUUCAUGGUACCAUUCCUCCAAACCUCGGAAACCUCUCAUUUCUUGUUUCCCUUGACAUUAGUUACAACACUUUCCAUGGGGAUUUGCCAGAAGAGUUGGUUCAUUUGCAGAGGUUGAAACUGAUUGAUGUCACAAGCAAUAACUUAACUGGUGGCAUUCCAUCAUUUUUAAGUUUAUUGCCAAACCUUCGCAUUUUGCGGCUUUCAAGCAACCAAUUUUCAGGGAAAGUACCAUCUUCACUUUCCAAUCUAACAAAUCUCGAAGUAUUGAGAAUAAAGCAAAAUUUUCUCGUAGGAGAGAUCCCUCGAGAGCUCGGUGAUCUUCGUUACAUGACUGCUUUAAAUCUGGAAUCUAACCACCUUACUGGCUCUAUACCACCAUCAAUAUUUAACAUUACAACAAUGCGAACCAUUUCUCUUUCCGGAAACAAUCUUACUGGUAAGCUUCCAACAACUAUAUGUGACCAUCUUCCAAAUUUGAAAGGGCUUUACCUCUCAAGCAACUCCCUAGAUGGCGUUAUUCCACCAAACAUACAAAAAUGCAGAAAGCUGCAAAUCUUGUCGUUGUCUGUCAAUCAGUUCACUGGAACUAUACCAAGAGAACUAGCGAACUUAACAGCACUUAUAGAAUUAUUUCUUGGGGUACAACACUUGGAAGGAGAGAUACCAGUGGAGCUAGGUAAUCUUCAGAAGCUACAGCUGUUGAGUUUACCCGGAUGUAAUCUUAUUGGUUCCAUCCCCACGAGCAUUUUCAACAUGUCAGCACUGCAGAUAGUAGAACUUGACGAAAACAUGCUUUCAGGUCGUCUACCAUCAGACUUAGGCAGUGGAAUGCCCAGCCUAGAAGGAAUAUUAUGUGCAAACAAUAUUCUGAGUGGGUAUAUCUCUGCUACUAUCUCAAAUUCUUCAAGACUCCGAAUGGUCGAUCUUUCAAUCAACAGUUUGACAGGUCCAAUUCCUCAAUCACUUGGUAACUUAAACCUUGAGCUUUUGGACCUGCGAGCGAACAAUUUUAUUGGUGAUUCAGCAUUAAGCUUCCUGACAUCUUUGACAAACUGUAGGAAACUAAAAGAACUCCGUUUUUCAUAUAACCCGUUGGAUGGUGUUCUUCCUGCAUCAGUUGGGAAUUUCUCUGACUCUCUGCAAAUUUUUGAAGGACAGAAUUGUAAACUGAAGGGCAUCAUUCCUGAAGAAAUUGGUAAUCUUACUGGAGCAACAAUAUUAUCUCUUUUUAACAAUGAAUUGACUGGAUAUAUCCCAAAAACUAUUCAAGGUAUGUUGAACCUUCAAGAACUUUACCUAGAUAGCAACAAGAUAGAAGGAAUCAUACCAGACGUUAUCUGCAAUUUAAAGAAUCUUGGAGCAUUAUCCUUGACAGAAAAUCAGUUUUCUGGCUUGGUGCCACCAUGCUUAGGAAAUGUUACCAGUUUGAGGAAACUUAAUCUAGCUUACAACAGACUGAAUGGGAGCUUAUCUGCAAGCUUGGGGAGCCUUCAAGAUCUCAUAGAAUUCAAUGUUUCGUCCAAUUUAUUAACUGGACAAAUUCCUCAGGAGAUCGGAAAUUUAAAGGUUGCAACACUCAUCGAUCUAUCAAAAAAUAAUUUUCUUGGUAAGAUCCCUAGCACCUUAGGGGGUCUAGAUAGAUUGAUAAAACUUUCUUUUGCGCAUAAUAGAUUAGAUGGGCCUGUUCCUGAUUCAUUUGGCAAAAUGCUGGCUUUGGAAUUCUUGGAUUUGUGCUAUAACAAUCUUAUUGGUGAAAUUCCUAAGUCAUUAGAAGCUCUUGUGUAUCUCAAAUACUUGAACUUCUCAUUUAAUGAAUUCAGUGGAGAGAUUCCCACUGGUGGUCCUUUUGCAAAUGCUACAGGCCAAUCUUUCUUGUCAAAUGAUGCGCUUUGUGGUGAUUCUAAGUUUCAUGUGUCACCAUGUGACAUUAGAUCUCCCAAGAAGAAAAAGGCAAUGCUAGUUUUAUACGUCCUUUCUGGUGCGGGCAUGCUAAUUCUUGCAUUAGCCGUCGCAUAUGUAUUUUUGAGAUUGCGAAAAACAAAAAAGAAUGCAGGUGUAGCAGAUGUACCUUUGGUGAAAGGGCAUGAAAGAAUUUCUUAUUAUGAACUAGAACAAGCAACUGAAGGAUUCAAUGAGAGCAACUUGCUUGGUAAUGGGAGUUUCAGCAUGGUCUACAAAGGGAUACUUAAGGAUGGUACUCUUUUUGCACUAAAGGUAUUCAAUGUGCAAUUGGAGGGUGCAUUCAAAAGUUUUGAUACCGAAUGUGAGAUGUUGCGCAACCUCCGCCAUCGAAAUCUUACUAAAGUGAUCACUAGUUGCUCCAACCCUGAUUUCAAAGCCUUAGUAUUGGAGUACAUGCCGAAUGGGACACUUGAAAGAUGGCUAUACAGUCAUAAUUGUUUCCUAGACAUGUUAAAGAGAUUAGAUAUAAUAAUAGAUGUUGCAUCUGCAAUGGACUAUCUCCACAAUGGCUAUUCAACACCAGUGGUGCAUUGUGACCUGAAGCCAAGCAAUGUCUUGGUAGAUCAAGAAAUGGUUGGCCAUGUCAGUGAUUUUGGCAUUGCAAAAUUGUUAGGAGCAGGGGAGGCUUUUGUACAAACAGGGACGAUUGCAACCCUUGGAUAUAUAGCUCCAGAGUAUGGCCAAGAUGGAAUAGUAUCCACGAGCUCCGAUGUUUAUAGUUUUGGCAUCCUGAUGAUGGAGACGUUUACAAGAAUGCGACCAAGUGAUGAAAGAUUUACUGGAGACUUGAGCAUACGACGUUGGGUUAGUGAUUCUUUUCCAAAUGGGAUCCAUAAUGUGGUGGAUGCUAAUUUGGUACAGCGAGGGGAUGAACAAACCGACACAAAGAUGCAGUGUAUGUUAUCUAUCAUGGAAUUAGCUUUGAGUUGCACUUUAGUGACACCUGAUGCAAGAAUUAGUAUGGGAAAUGCUCUUUCAACACUUAAAAAGAUUAGACUCCAGUUUGUCCAUAGUCGCCAUUAGGUGGAGUUAGACCAUCCGCUCAUGAUUGAUGCUUGAUUAUUUAUGUCCGUUGUGUUAUAUUUAAGAUGAAUACAGUAUUGUACUUUAGCUUGUGUAUGCUCUCUUUUGCUUUCAAAACAUCUCAGAUUUCUUUCUA